Messenger RNA from Striga hermonthica, 781 nucleotides. Lineage: Eukaryota; Viridiplantae; Streptophyta; Magnoliopsida; Lamiales; Orobanchaceae. The record is from the annotation of a GenBank genome assembly.
GGGACGGGCGGAUUUUUGUGUCCCGGAGCCGCGGCGAGUGCCGGCGACCGUGGGCGCACCUAGUGAGAACGCGAGGCCGCCGGGCACCUUUAGACCGCCAGCAACUGAGGUGAACAGGUUGACAGAGGAGGAGAUGGCACGGAGACGUGAGAAAGGGCUUUGUUUCCAGUGUGAGGAAAAGUACACGCCGAGACAUCAGUGCAAGCAGAAUUUCUUGAUCGAGUUCGUGGACUCGGAUGACGAGGAGCCGGUGAUCGAGGAAGACCGCCUCAUCGGCGUGUUCCAGCAGGAAGAACGGGAGGUGGAGGUCGAGGUGCUCAAUGACAAGGCCGAGAUCUCAGUCCAUGCGAUGGCGGGCACUAAAGGGCCAAGGACUAUGAAGUUGCCGGCGUGGUUGAAGGAUCGGCGGGUUACGGUACUCGUGGACAAUGGGUCGUCGCACAAUUUCAUUAAUGCGACUCUCUCACACAAACUCAAGUUGCCCAUGACCACAAUUGAGUCGUUCGAGGUUAGGGUGGCGAUUGGCGAGCGCUUGCGGUGCUCAGAGAUGUACCGGGGCGUGCCGAUCAAGUUUCAAGGAGUGACGGUGAAGGCGGAUUUAUUUGCCUUGCCUUUGGUGGGGCCGGAUGUGGUGCUUGGGGUGCAGUGGCUCGAGGGACUCGGAGAUGUGACAACUAACUACUGGAAAGGUGUGAUGAAGUUUGAGGCCGGUGAUCAGCUCGUUACUUUGAAGGCUAGUGAAGGGGCAACCAAGGAGGUUGGUCUAAAAAGCAUCGAGAAG